AAUAGUUUUUAGUCAAUUCUCAAAUAGUUUACGGAACACUGUUCGAGUGGACUUACUGCCCUACAUGUUUAGAGUUAAUUCAAUUAAUAACAUGUGUAGUUGGUGAACAUAGAGGCCGGGUAUCAUAUAUAUAACACAUGGAGGAGGAGUUAUAAAGCGUUAUAACGGAAGCUUUCAUCAGCCGCGGGUUCUGGUCCGAUGACAGAUCCUUCCCACGGUAACACAGCGGACAUGGCCGCGUCCACCGGAGGAUCAUCCACCGCGGGCAUCCAGGGGUUCCCCAUCAUAACCGGCAGACCCCCGGAGGACAGCCCCGGUAAGGACUCGGAGCAGACCGGAGAACCGAAGAAAAAGCCGUGCAGGGCUUGUACCGACUUCAAGUCAUGGAUGAAGGUCCAGAAAACGCCACAGAUCCCAGCAGUAGCGCCACAGGCGGCCCAGGCUGAGCAUGUGGAGCCCCAGCGGCAGCCGGAGUGUCCGCUGGACAGGGAAGAGUUAGGGCGUAACACCUGGUCCUUCCUGCACACCAUGGCAGCUUACUACCCAGACCGGCCCUCCCCCAGACAGCAGACAGACAUGGGACAGUUCAUCAACCUCUUCUCUAAGGUCUUCCCCUGCGAGGAGUGUGCUGAGGACCUGCGGACAAGGCUGAAGACCAAUCAGCCCGACGCCAGUAGUCGCCACGCCCUCUCCCAGUGGCUGUGUGGCGUCCAUAACGACGUCAACGCUCGGCUGGGGAAGCAGCAGUUUGACUGUUCCCGCGUGGAUGAGAGGUGGAGGGACGGUUGGAAAGAUGGCAGCUGUGACUGAUCAAUCUGUUGAUUCAUUACCUGGGAACUAAGAGAUACAGAAACACGUCUAUUGACAUCCUGUUUCCUGUAUGGUACCGUUUAGGGAACUGUAUGGCAUCUGAGACAGAGACUAUGUUCUGUGUUCUGAUUGGCUACGGAUCUCUCUGCUCUGCCCAGAUCUACAUGAUGGCUCACUAUCAAUCUGUUGUCCAGUGUCUUCAGAAAGUAUUCAGACCCCUGGACUUAUUCUAAAUUUUGUUGUGUUACUGCCUGAAUUCAACAUGGAUUACAUUGUUGUUUUUCCUUCCUCACCCAUCUACACAUAAUACCCCAUACUGACAUCACAAUACCCCAUAAUGACAUCACAAUACCCCAUAAUGACAUCACAAUACCCCAUACUGACAUC
This is a messenger RNA of Salvelinus namaycush (lake trout), 1197 nucleotides long. RefSeq names its product growth factor, augmenter of liver regeneration (ERV1 homolog, S. cerevisiae) (gene gfer). NCBI's taxonomy places the organism in Eukaryota, Metazoa, Chordata, Actinopteri, Salmoniformes, Salmonidae. The transcript is spliced from 3 exons. The record is from RefSeq and is a predicted model, not a curated record. Gene Ontology annotation, molecular function: flavin adenine dinucleotide binding; flavin-dependent sulfhydryl oxidase activity. Gene Ontology annotation, biological process: liver development. Gene Ontology annotation, cellular component: mitochondrion. The coding region runs from base 199 to 810 and encodes 203 amino acids.